AUGGGAGAUCAAUCGUUGACCAAAGCAGACUUACAGGGUUUUACCGAGGCUAUUACCACGGCUCUGACUGCUUUGACCAAUCAGAUGACGAUUUUGACAACUGAGAUCAGAAACACUAACAACAACAAUAACCAGCAAAGAGGCAGAGAAGGAGAACAAGUGGUGUUUAACGAAAAUCAGCAAAGAGGCAGAGAAAGAGAACCGGCUAGGCUUAACGAAAAUCAGCAGAGAAACCAGGGAAGAGGAAUCCCAAGAGUGGAAAACAAUCGUGUUAUUAUCAAUGAAAAUUCAAGUUCUGAUGAAGAGGAAUUUGUGGAAGAAGAAGUUGAGCAAAGGAAUCGACAGAAUAAUCACGAUUACCGCGUAAAGGCUGACAUUCCAUUAUUUUAUGGAACUAUUGGAGUUGAGGAUUUUCUAGACUGGCAAAUCAGUGUUGAUAGAUUCUUUGAAGUCAUGGGCGUUCCUGAAAACAAGCAGGUUAAGAUGGUAGCGAUCAGGCUGAAGAGUACUGCUGCUGUGUGGUGGGAUAAACUUGUUAUUCAGAGGCAAAGACAAAGAAAAGGGCCAGUCAAAACAUGGAGGCGAAUGAAGCAGCUCAUGAUGGAAAGGUUCUUACCGGAGGACUAUGAACAGAUUCUCUAUAAGAUGUAUAUUGAAUGUGUUCAAGGAAAGAGGACCGUGACAGAGUAUACGGCAGAGUUCUUGCGAUUCUCUGAGCGUAAUGACCUAGGAGAGACAGAAAAUCAGAAAGUGGCAAGAUACAUCAGUGGGUUAAAGAGUUCUAUACAAGAGAAGAUGGGUUUGCAAACUGUAUGGACAGUGCAAGAGGCUUCUAGUCUAGCUUUGAAAGCUGAGUUAAUGGAAAAAUCUCCUCGUAAUUUUACUCCGUUUAGAAGAUACUCAUCCCAAAAUAAUUCUGAAUUAACCGGAGAUAAGGAGAAGAGUGUAGUGUCAAAGGAUGCUAAUCUUGGUAACAAAGGAGCUGGUAGUUCUAACAAUGGUUCUAAUAAUGUUCAGCAGAGCAAAACACCAAUCCAAAGGCAAGGUAAUAAUUAUGUGAGACCAUCUAUCGACAAGUGUUACCGUUGUCAAGGGCAAGGUCACAAAUCAAAUGUUUGUCCAAGCAGGAGAACUCUAGCUUACCUAGAGGAAGAAGAAGAACAUGAAGAAGAGGAUAAUGAGUAUGAAGGAGUUGAGUUUGCUGAAGAAGAAUCGCAUGAAAGGGUGAAUUGUGUACUACAAAGAAUCUUGUUGUCAUCCAAAGAAGAGGGGCAACGCAAGAAUUUGUUUCGAACACACUGCACUGUUCGAGAUAAAGUGUGUAACCUGAUUGUGGAUAAUGGUUGUACCGAGAAUUUAGUUUCUCAGAAGCUAGUUGAUCAUUUUAAGCUACCUACAGAGCCACAUGAGAAGCCAUACGCUCUAGGUUGGGUUACCAAGGGUACCCAAGCUCAAGUAGCACUAACUUGCAAAGUUCCUAUCUCCAUUGGGAAGCACUAUAAAGAAGAGGUACUUUGUGAUGUUCUUGAUAUUGAUGUUUGUCAUAUUUUACUUGGUCGACCUUGGCAGUAUGAUAAUGAUGUUACAUAUCGAGGACGGGAUAACGUGUUGAUGUUUACAUGGGGUGUACACAAGAUUGCAAUGGCUCCUGUUUUACACUUUCAUAAGGAUUCAGUAAAGAAAAAGUCUAGUUUCUUGGUGUUGACGCAUAGUGAAAAGGAGCUAGAUGAAUCCUUUAAAGAGACUAACUGUUUAUGUCCGGUGGUGAUCAAAGGAUUAAUGAGUGCUGUGAAAGAAGAGGUGGCAAUUCCCGAAGAUGUGCUAGAAAUUUUAGAAGAGUUCAAGGAGUUGAUAGCAGAUGAAUUACCAAAUGAUUUACCUCCCAUGCGAGAUAUUCAACAUCAGAUCGAUCUGAUUCCGGGAUCUAGCUUACCAAAUCUUCCUCAUUACCGUAUGAGUCCUAAGGAGAAUGAGAUCUUGAGAGAGCAGAUUGAAGAUUUGUUGAAGAAAGGAUUCAUUCGUGAAAGUAUGAGCCCAUGUGCAGUUCCAGUCCUUCUUGUUCCUAAGAAAGGAAAUCAAUGGCGGAUGUGUGUUGAUAGUAGAGCUAUUAACAAGAUAACUAUCAAGUAUAGGUUUCCGAUUCCUCGAUUGGAAGAUAUGCUUGAUGAAUUAACAGGUUCUAAGGUGUUUUCGAAGAUAGAUCUUCGUAGUGGAUAUCAUCAGAUCAGAAUCAGACCCGGAGAUGAAUGGAAGACAGCUUUCAAAAGUAAAGAUGGAUUGUAUGAAUGGCUAGUGAUGCCUUUUGGGUUAUCAAAUGCACCUAGUACUUUUAUGAGGCUAAUGAAUCAGGUUCUUCGCCCCUUCACAGGUUCUUUUGUGGUCGUUUAUUUUGAUGAUAUUUUGAUAUACAGUAAAACCAAAGAGGAGCACUUAGAGCACGUGAAGCAAGUGUUGCAAGUUCUACAAGAGAACCAGUUGUUCGUUAAUUUGAAGAAGUGUGUAUUUAGCACCAACAAGUUGCUAUUUUUAGGAUUUGUUGUUGGCGAGGAUGGAAUUCAAGUUGAUGAAGAUAAAGUGAGAGCUAUCAGGGACUGGCCUACACCUCAUUCGGUUACGGAAGUACGCAGUUUUCAUGGUCUAGCUACUUUCUACCGGAGAUUCAUCAGAGAUUUCAGUACUAUUACUGCUCCUAUUACCGAGUGUUUGAAGAAAGGUAAAUUUUACUGGGGUAAUGAGCAAGAGAAAAGCUUCGCCUUAAUCAAAGAGAAGCUUUGUACUGCACCCGUUCUAGCAUUACCUGACUUCGAUAAGGUGUUUCAAGUUGAAUGUGAUGCUAGUGGAGUAGGCAUAGGAGCUGUUUUGUCACAAGAGAAGAGGCCGGUUGCAUUUUCAGUGAGAAAUUGAGUGAAGCUCGCCAAAAGUGGAGCACAUAUGAUCAAGAAUUUUAUGCUGUAUUUAGAGCUCUAAGACAGUGGGAGCACUAUCUAGUACAGAGGGAGUUUAUCUUGUUCACCGACCAUCAGGCUUUGAAGUUCUUACACAGUCAGAAAGUGAUCAAUAAGAUGCAUGCUCGAUGGGUAAGUUUUCUGCAGAAAUUCCCUUUUAUUAUUCAACAUAAAUCAGGGACUCUUAACAAGGUCACGGAUGCUUUAAGUAGAAGAGCUUCUUUGCUAACAACCUUAGCACAUGAAAUUGUUGGAUUUGAGUUCUUGAAAAAAUUGUAUGAGAGUGAUAUUGAAUUCAAGGAGUUAUGGGCCAAGUGUAGUGGAAAGCGUCCUUGUGCAGAUUUCCACAUUCGAGAGGACUAUCUUUUUAAAGGUGAUCGGUUAUGUAUUCCUUGCUCGUCUUUAAGAGAGAAAUUAAUUCGGGAUCUUCAUGGUGGUGGUCUUAGCGGUCAUUUGGGUAGAGAUAAGACCAUUGCUAGCUUAGAGGAAAGGUAUUACUGGCCACAUCUAAGAAGAGACGCAGGGACUAUUGUCAAAAGGUGUUAUAUCUGUCAGGUUUCUAAAGGUCAGUCUCAAAAUACUGGUCUUUAUAUGCCUUUACCUAUUCCGGAUGAUAUUUGGCAAGAUUUGGCUAUGGAUUUUGUGUUGGGAUUGCCCCGUACGCAACAAGGUGUGGAUUCUGUGUUCGUGGUAGUUGACAGGUUCUCUAAAAUGACUCACUUUAUUGCUUGCAAGAAGACUGCUGAUGCGUCAAAUAUAGCCAAACUAUUUUUCAGAGAGAUCGUGCGUCUUCACGGGGUUCCUAAAUCGAUUACUUCAGAUAGGGAUACAAAGUUUCUCAGUCAUUUCUGGAUUACUCUUUGGAAGAUGUUCGGAACAGCUUUAAAUAGAAGUUCUACAGCUCAUCCACAAACUGAUGGACAGACUGAAGUAACCAACAGAACUUUGGGGAAUAUGAUUCGGAGUAUUUGUGGAGACAAGCCAAAACAGUGGGAUUUAGCUCUACCUCAAGUAGAAUUUGCUUACAACAGUGCUGUACAUUCUGCGACAGGGAAAUCACCUUUUUCUCUAGUGUAUACUUCUGUUCCUAAGCAUGUGGUUGAUUUGAUUAAGUUGCCAAAGGCUCCUGGAGUAAGUGCAUCAGCUGAAACUAUGGCUGAAGAGAUUUUAGCUGUUAAGGAAGCUGUCAAGGCUAAGUUAGAGGCUACCGAGAUGAAGAACAAGGUCGCUGCUGAUAAACGUCGGAGGUUCAAAGUUUUCAAAGAAGGUGAUGAUGUGAUGGUGUUCCUUCGUAAAGAGAGAUUUCCAGUUGGUACGUACAACAAGCUGAAGCCUCGCAAGUAUGGCCCGUUCAAGGUGUUACGGAAGAUCAAUGAUAAUGCUUAUGUUGUGGCCCUCCCGGAAUCGAUGAACAUUUCCAAUACCUUUAAUGUAGCUGACAUUCAUGAGUAUCAUGCAGAUGAAGUCCUUUAUCCAGAAGAGAACUUGAGGACAAGUUCUUCAGAGGUGGAGGAGACUGACGUAGGAGGGACUUAGUUUUAGUAGUUUUACUUUUCCUUUGAUAUUUCCUUAUUUCCAUUUCUAUUUUGCUUAGAGUUUUCUAUUUUAUGUUUUGGUUUCUUCUCUAUAUAAAGAGAGAUCCUAGGUUAUUUGCAAGACAGUUUUAUCAUUCUAAUUAAUAAAAGCAGAGAGCUUUUCUCUAA
Messenger RNA from Arabidopsis lyrata subsp. lyrata, 4648 nucleotides. RefSeq lists its product as uncharacterized. The record is from RefSeq and is a predicted model, not a curated record. The transcript has a single exon. Gene Ontology annotation, molecular function: nucleic acid binding; zinc ion binding. The coding region runs from base 1 to 2904 and encodes 967 amino acids. NCBI's taxonomy places the organism in Eukaryota, Viridiplantae, Streptophyta, Magnoliopsida, Brassicales, Brassicaceae.